Molecule: messenger RNA, 476 nt
Organism: Caretta caretta (loggerhead turtle)
Lineage: Eukaryota; Metazoa; Chordata; Testudines; Cheloniidae
Gene: MRPL52
Product: mitochondrial ribosomal protein L52
Biological process (GO): mitochondrial translation
Cellular component (GO): mitochondrial large ribosomal subunit
Molecular function (GO): structural constituent of ribosome
Source: RefSeq, a predicted model, not a curated record
CCUGUAUCCUCCCUGCCGUACAGACUUCAUAAAUUCCUCCCACAUGGUCCCAGCGCUACUUCCUGUCCCAUUUCCGAAAAUGGCAGCGCUCCUGGGCCGGAGGCUGGCGCCUCGCCUGGCCGCAGCCCCCCGGCACAUUCACUGCGGCGCCGCCCGCCCGGCCGUGGGGCAAUGGAGAGCCCAGCAGGGACUCGCCCCCAGCUCGGCCGGCUACGGGCCUCUCCGGGAUCUACCUGACUGGUCCUUUGUAGACGGGCGCCCCGCCCCCCUGUGGAAGGGCCAGACCCGCCGGCGGCAGGAAGACGAGGCCUUUGCGCGGCGCGUGGCCAUGCUGGACCAGGAGAUGGAGCGAGGCCUGCAGCGCUGGCAGGUCCAGCAGCAGGAGGCCAAGGAAAGCAAGAGACAGAACCAGCUGCAGCCCAAGGGGGCCGCCCUGCGUCGGGGCAGCCCCCCCCAAUAAAUCCCUGCGCCCCCAG